CGACGCCCGGCUCGGCGCUUUAAAAGUCCGCCUGACGGCGGCGGAAAACACCAAGACCGGCGAGACCGCGCCCCGACGGCCAACCAGCAGCCCGAUGGCGGAGCAGGUGGCCCUGGUGAUUGGGGGCAUCCUUGGGGGGCUGCUGCUGCUGCUGCUACUGUUGAUCGGGGUGAGCUGCUGUCUCUGGAAGAGGCUUCGUGCCUUGUUCACCUAUGAGGAGCUGCCGGGGACCGAGGCUGUCUCCAGCUCACAGGGGAACAAGAUUUGCUCACCAGAUGCCAGGACCCAGGCAAGCAGGCCACCAGGUGUGCCAUUCGUGGUGCCCCCUUCUAUCCAAAGCCGAGACUGGGUGCCCCUGAGCAGCGGAGAGUGGGCCCAGGCCCCACAGGACCCCUGCCCAGCCCCAGAGCUCCUGCCACAGGCUACCAACAGCAGUUUUGGAGGUACAUGUGUGGUGGGGACCAUCAACCCAGAGCUGUACAAGUUCCCAGAAGACCAGAGUGAGACCGACUUCCCUGAGGGCUGCCUGGGGCGGCUGUGGUUCUCCGUGGAAUACCAGCAGGAGGCAGAGCGGCUGCUGGUGGGCCUGAUCAGGGCGCAGAGGCUACAAGCCCCCUCAGAGACCUGUAGCCCCCUGGUGAAGCUCCACCUGCUGCCAGAUGAGCGGCGCUUCCUCCAGUCCAAGACCAAACGCAGAACUGCCAGCCCACAGUUCGACGAGCACUUCAUCUUCCAGGUGUCCAGCAAGAGUGUCGCCCAGAGGGUGCUGAGGUUCUCAGUGUACCACGUGGACAAGCAGAGGAAGCACCAGCUCCUGGGCCAGGUGCUGUUCCCCCUGAAGAAAGAGACCCUGGCGGGCGACUGCCGGCACAUCAUCUGGAGAGACCUGGAGGCUGAGAGCCUGGAGCCUCCCUCAGAGUUUGGCGACCUCCAGUUCUGCCUUAGCUACAAUGACUGCCUGAACCGCCUCACCGUGGUCGUGCUGCGAGCCAAGGGCCUCCAGCUCCAGGAGGACAUGAGUUUUGUCAGUGUGUUUGUCAAAGUGUCUCUGAUGAACCACAACAAGUUUGUCAAGAGCAAAAAGACCUCAGCCGUGCUGGGCUCCGCCAGCCCUGUGUACAGUGAGACCUUCAGCUUCAGAGUCGACCCUGCCGAGCUGGACACUGCCAGCCUCAGCCUGACAGUGCUGCAGAGCACCGGAGAGGACAGGAGCCACGAGCUGGGCCGGGUGGUGGUGGGCCCCUACAUGUACGCCCGCGGCAAAGAGCUGGAGCACUGGAACGAGAUGCUCAGCAAACCCAAGGAGCUGGUGAGGCGCUGGCAUGUGCUCUGCUGUACCACCGAGCUUUGACUUAGGCGGGGCCCUCAGGUCUGCUCCGGGAGGCCUCUUCCCAUAGCCAUGCCUGACAGCCACAGGCCUGAACACUACAUCCAGCAUCUCAUUGGGCUGUGGGGCCAGCCCGAGCUGGGGGAACAUGAAUGCUGAUGUGCAGGAGAGAAGAGGGGAAAAAGAGCCCCGGGUGGGGCCGCGGUAUGGCUAGUGAUUAGCAUCUCCCCAGCCUGAGAGCCCUCUGACUCACUCUGUCCUUCUAUACCCACUGGGCUGCCUGGGCUGAGAAUCCUGGCUCCUGGUUAUCACCAUCACAGUCUGGACCAGAAUCUCAUGCACACGGCAGAAAUACUCUAUUCAGUGAUAGUGUAGCUGUGUCAUCUAGGUGGAAGUGCCGGGUAAACUUGGAAAACUGAUGAUGUGUUGAUGCUCAGCCUACACUGUUUUUCUGCUGUGGUUUCUCUGCCUUCUGCCUUGUGAAGAAAGCAGGCUGUUCUGGGAGAAAUAAUGGGAGGGGGAGCAGGGGAUAUUUCAGUUGGUCCACAAUAAAGAGCUCAGUCUGAGAACUAGGUGGAAGUGUAGGUCUGGAACAGUCCCAGGCUGCCCAGGCAACACAGUGUGCCUGCAGCUCAGGAGGGAAGGUACCCGGGAAUCAUGACUGUGAGAGGAUCUGUGGCCAUGAGCAGCCUGCCCAGGUACCAAGUGGUGGACAGGUUCUCAGUACCCGCUCCCAAUGCUAGGCAAGGAAGAGCUCACCUCUGUGUUAGGUCCCUCCCCAGGGCUGUGUCUAAUCCUGUCCCAUGUCAUGUCAAGUCUUGCCUGCAGCUCACCCUCCCCCGAAUCCAAGGCCUCACACAGUUGGUUUGAUAGGUGGUCUGCUACCAGUUUCUGUGGUUCCCCUGUUUAACAGCAUUCAGCUCCGGGGGCUCUCACUUUGGGUAAGAAAUGGUGAAAGCACAUGGCCAAAGCAUAGCCCACAGGACUGAGAGCUUUUCCUUUAAAUCUAGCAAUUCCAUUAUGGUUACUGCAUUAUGGUAGGCAUCGGUGUUAACUUCAUUAAGAUAGAGGUUCCGAAACCACCGUCAUCAACUCCCCAUGCAGAUGCACUCAGGGUCCUGGGAGCCCAUGGGCUUGUCACUGUCACUUACCAGGCAGUUUGUAUUUUCACCCAAAUGCUACUGAACUGGCAGAUUCAAGCCCAGUUACUGUUAAUUAAAACAACACUUAGACAACCUACAGAACAGGAGAAAAUAGUUGUAAAUGAUGCAACUAACAAGGGCUUAAU
Molecule: messenger RNA, 2615 nt
Organism: Phacochoerus africanus (Common warthog)
Lineage: Eukaryota; Metazoa; Chordata; Mammalia; Artiodactyla; Suidae
Product: synaptotagmin-15-like
Exons: 8
Coding region: 95-1351 (418 amino acids)
Biological process (GO): regulation of calcium ion-dependent exocytosis; calcium-ion regulated exocytosis; regulation of dopamine secretion
Molecular function (GO): phosphatidylserine binding; calcium-dependent phospholipid binding; calcium ion binding
Source: RefSeq, a predicted model, not a curated record